AUGACGCGGGUUUCCUGCUCUCGGCCCACCGCCUGCUCCGAUAUUCAUGGUGUGCCGGCUGUGUCGCAUCAGUUAAAUGCUGUGACCGAGGACAUGUACACCAAUGGGUCUGCGGCCCUGAGUAGCCCAGCCAGGGGCCAGGAGGUGCGGAAAGUGCGGCUCAUACAAUUCGAGAAGGUCACAGAGGAGCCCAUGUCGCUAGUUCUAGGAGACUUUGAGGACAAGGUGCCUAUCGUCUAUUGCAGGCCUGAGAUCGAGGAGAAGGAGGUAGUCUUCAAUGGUCAAUACAUAACUGUGUGGGAGCUAGAGGAUAGUGCCCAUCUCUCGUGGCUGAGUGUCCGCAGCUCCCUUCGUGUGGGGGAUGAGAUCCUAGAAAUCAAUGGCACAAAUGUGACUAAUCACUCGGUUGAUCAGCUACAGAAGGUAAUGAAAGAAACCAAAGGAAUGAUCUCAUUAAAAGUAAUUCCCAACCAGCAAAACCGACUUCCUGCACUACAGGAGGCAGGCCUGCAGUUUGUUACUGGGGACGUCAUCCAGAUCAUCAACAAGGAUGACAGCAACUGGUGGCAAGGGCGGGUGGAAGGCUCCUCCAAGGAGUCUGCAGGACUCAUCCCUUCCCCUGAGCUGCAGGAAUGGCGAGUGGCGAGUAUGGCUCAGUCGGCUCCAAGUGAAGCCCCAAGUUGCAGUCCCUUUGGGAAGAAAAAGAAGUACAAAGACAAGUAUCUGGCAAAGCACAGCUCAAUUUUUGACCAGUUGGACGUUGUUUCCUAUGAAGAAGUUGUUCGACUCCCUGCUUUCAAGAGGAAGACCCUGGUUCUGAUAGGAGCCGCUGGGGUGGGUCGCAGCCACAUUAAGAAUGCCCUGCUCAGCCAGAAUCCAGAGAAGUUCAUGUACCCUGCCCCACAUACCACACGGCCACCCAGGAAGAGUGAGGAGGACGGGAAGGAUUACCACUUCAUCUCCACUGAGGAGAUGACAAAGAGCAUCUCUGCCAAUGAGUUCCUGCAGUUUGGCAGCUACCAGGGCAACAUGUUUGGGACCAAGUUUGAAACAGUGCACCGGAUUCACCAGCAGGGCAAAAUCGCCAUCCUUGACAUCGAGCCCCAGACCCUGAAGAUUGUUCGCACAGCAGAGCUCUCACCUUUCAUUGUGUUCAUAGCACCAACCGACCGGGACACUCAGACGGAAGCCCUGCAGCAACUGCAGAAGGACUCCGAGGCCAUCCGCAGCCAGUACGCGCACUACUUUGACCUCUCGCUGGUCAAUAACGGCGUCGACGAAAUCCUGAAGAAAUUACAAGCAGCCUUCGAGCAGGCGUGCAGCUCUCCCCAGUGGGUGCCUGUCUCCUGGGUGUACUAA
Orycteropus afer afer is the source of this 1359-nucleotide messenger RNA. The record is from RefSeq and is a predicted model, not a curated record. Lineage: Eukaryota; Metazoa; Chordata; Mammalia; Tubulidentata; Orycteropodidae.